AUGGCUUUGACGAAUGUGCUACUACUGAGCCAGAUAGCUGGCUAUGUAAUUGGCCUAAUUCUCUCGCUUUGUAUUAUAGUACCUAUGAGUAUGCAUCAGGAUGAAUUCAGUGGUCACUGCCUUCUCUUCUCUAAAGGUACAUGGCAAGAAGAGGAUGGUCAGUUACUUGUGAUGUGGGCCUCCCGUGCGUAUUGCCACUAUGUCAUUGUUGUUGGUGUGCUGAUGUUUAUUGUAUGUUGUGUACAAAUAUACAGGCUAUCAAUGUUCAUGUACCGUGGCACAGAUAGUUCAUUUCUAUCAGCAUUUAUAGAAGCAGUAGGAUGUGCACUCCUGUGUGCCCUUGCAGUGUCUGCGGCUGCACUGGUCACCUUGGGCUUCAUGACCUGGUGUCAGAAUAUUGUUGAGCGUUUUCCAAGCUGUGAGGAUGCGACUGGACAAGAUAUUGAUAAAAAGGAUAACAUAUCCACACAUGGCUUCUACAUAGAGCUUGGCACUGCUCAAUUUGGCGCGUGGGGUGCCUUCGCCACUUGGGUGGGCCUGGCGGUGUUCUCAACGCUGAAGGUGUUGUUGAUAAGAUGUAAA
Molecule: messenger RNA, 582 nt
Organism: Brenthis ino (lesser marbled fritillary)
Lineage: Eukaryota; Metazoa; Arthropoda; Insecta; Lepidoptera; Nymphalidae
Source: the annotation of a GenBank genome assembly